Messenger RNA from Pelodiscus sinensis (Chinese soft-shelled turtle), 2162 nucleotides. NCBI's taxonomy places the organism in Eukaryota, Metazoa, Chordata, Testudines, Trionychidae. The record is from RefSeq and is a predicted model, not a curated record.
CAUCCGUGCACCCAGCAUCCAUCCAUCCCCACGCCCACCGUCCUUCCAUUCAUCCAUCCAUCCCCACGCCCACCAUCCGUCUGUCCAUUCACCCACAAAGCCAGGCUGCCAGACAUCUCCAUGGGCUCCCUCUCUGCCCUCUCCAGCAGCUCCUGCCCAUCCCGGUUCUCCUGGACGCCCCCACCGCUUCCGUCUCUUCCAGGGCCCAGCCAUGGCCACGUUCCCCCGCCAGGAGUUCUACCAGCAGCUGCUGCAGGGCUGCAUGGUCCCCACGGCCCAGCAGGGGCUGGAGCAGAUCUGGCUGCUGCUGUUCCUCUGCCUGGCCUGCCGGCUGCUCUGGAGGCUGCCUCUGCCGGGCUACGCCAAGCACCUCAGCACGGUGGGAGGCGGGUUCUUCGCCCUGCACCACUUCUUCCAGCUGCAGAUGGUCUGGGUGGUGCUGCUGAGCCUGCUGUGCUACCUGGUGCUGUUCCUGUGCCGUCACUCGGCCCACCGGGGCGUCUUCCUCUCCAUCACCAUCCUCAUCUACCUCCUCAUGGGGGAGAUGCACAUGGUGGACACUGUGACGUGGCAUAAAAUGAGAGGUGAGACUCUGGCCUGGGGCACGGGGCCUUUCCCCUCUAGAGGGCACCAGCUCCAUCGGGCCCCAGGGCGGGGGGGAGUGGGGGCUAGGGUCAGGUGGCUCCGGGCCUACGAGAGCGCCGUCUCCCGCGAGGCCCCGGCCACGCUGGCUGGGGCGGGGUUCACCGAGGAGAAGGACAACCUCAAAUGGGACCUCACAGUGUCCCGCCCCUUGAAUGUUGAGCUGCCCCGGUCGAUGGUGGAGGUCGUCACCAGCUGGAACCUGCCCAUGUCCAGUUGGCUCAACUCCUAUGUCUUUAAGAACAGUCUCCAGCUGGGGACCUUCUCGGCUGUCAUUGUCACGUACGCCGCCAGCGCCCUCCUGCAUGGUCUCAGCUUCCACCUGGCUGCUGUGCUGCUGUCUCUGGGAUUCAUCACCUACGUGGAGCAUGUUCUACGGAAGCGCCUCUCCGCCAUCUUAGACGCCUGCAUCCUCUCCAAGCGCUGCCCACCCGGCUGUUCCCAUCGCCAUAACACGAAUCUCUGGGUCCGGCUGCUGAAACUGACUCACCUGGCCUACCUGGGCUCGCUCUUCGACAUCGACGCCGAUGACACCCUAGAGGAACAGGGCUACGGCAUGUCCUACACAGUCUAUAAGUGGUCGGAGUUGAGCUGGGCCAGCCACUGGGUCACUUUUGGCUGCUGGGUCUUCUACCGUCUCAUCGGCUGAGCUGGGUCGGGCCACACAGAUGCCUGUGUGUGUGUGUGUCCUGGUGGGAGCUGACUGUGUCCCCCCAACCCCUACUGAGACCAUCGGACACAACCUCAGCUGGAUCAGAGCUGGCAAACUUCAGCUGGUGCAUCUGACACCAGGGCGGAGGCAGGAGGGGUUGGGCAUCAGGGACUGGGUGGGGGGAACCACAGUCCCUAUCCCCUACCUAGUGGCCCACCUUUCUCCCCUCCCUGCAGUGGAAUGAACUGGAUGACCAAGAACUUUGUGAUGGUGGGAGAAAUGGGAUCCAGACCCAUCUUAUAUUAUAGGUGCAAAGAGUGGGAACAGACACCAUAGAGACUGACCUCUUACUGCAUCCUCCCUCCUCUAUAAUACGUCCUCGUCCUCUCUAGGAAUUGGAGGACCAAGAUCUCUAUGGUCAGUUUGGAUCCCACUUCUCCCACCAUGUUGUAGGAGCUGGGUGAAAGAACAAACACCAUGGAGAAUGACUUCUGUCUCUGCAUCUGUUCCCCUGCCUGCCACACGCACACCAUGCCCUUGUCCUCUCUAGGAAUUGGAGGACUGAGAUCUCUCUGGUUGAUUCAGCUCCCACCCAUGCUGUUUCAGCAGAGAGAAAGGGCAUACCCCAACCCCUGGCCAGAACUCUUCCCCAUGCAACAUCCCCCCUAGAGCCUGCAAGACCAGGAACUCUGUGAGUUUGUAUGGCCAGAGUCACAGCACGCUGCUACCCCAAUUGACCCUGCUCCCCACCGGCUCCCAAACCUGCCACGGGUGGGGGACAGGAAAGUACUGUACUUAGCUUUGGAAAAGGGUUGUUGGGUUUUUUUAAAAAAUUGGAUUUACCUGUGAAAUAAAUCAUAAAACCGUA